Molecule: messenger RNA, 1103 nt
Organism: Lolium perenne
Lineage: Eukaryota; Viridiplantae; Streptophyta; Magnoliopsida; Poales; Poaceae
Source: RefSeq, a predicted model, not a curated record
GCGCAGUUGAGCUGUCCACACGAUCUGGCUAUGGCGACGGCGAUGGGAUUCUCUCGAGCUUCCCGGACCUACGGCGGGACGUGUGGCUGCGACAGUGGUCUGGCCACGUCGGCGAGGAGAGCGGCGCGAGUCUCCGCGGCGUGAAUCCUGCUCCCCGAUGUAUUCGCAAUCGGCUGGAAUCAAGAGAAGAAGGGCGCGAGCUCCGGGCGGUGCACACGCGGGAGAGCCGCCGGAUACGAGGCAGGGACCGGCCGCGGCGGCGCUGGGUCUAGGUCGCUGGUCGAGGCCGUGUCAGGUCAGCCAUGGCGGUGGGGAGCGACAUAAGCUUGUACCAGAUCCUUACUACUACGAGUCCAAAAAAAAAUACUACUACGAGUCCAAGACGUCGACACCAUGGGGACGGGGAUGGAUGAUCUUGGCCAUAGAGAUGGGGUGGGCUCGGUGGAGCAUGGCCAUGGGAACAGAGACUUGUCUUACUGAGGAAACCCUCGAAAUUGCGAUGGCGGGGAUGACGUUGAAGGCGUUGGCCGCCGCUAGACACAUGCCUGCAGCCCAUGACCGAAGGACUGCAAGCAUGCCAAGCUGGUGUUCGUGCCUCCUGUUGAUGCGACCAGUAUAUGGAUGUGGCAGCUCACCAAGGCGCACAGCUCGUCAACCACUGGUACGAAUCAAUGGGCAUCAUCCCAAUUCAGAUUUCCUCCUGAGGACCUCAUUCCAGUUGAUGCAUACAAACGGAGAUUGUAGUGAUACAGGCUUAGGAUGCACGUUUGCAAGGAGCCUCCAUCUCGUCGAAGACCUGACCAUUCUCCUUCUUCAACCUCUUUUCACAAGAACAUGAUUCUGUUUGAGCUGCCGAAACAGCGGCAAUAUACCAAGAAUACUUAGAUUACUUGGAGAUCACAAGGAACAGAUUCGUAAUCAGGCAACAACCAUGUCCUAAUGAAGACUUGCAGAUCCAUCUGUCGGAUCAUUGCUUGGCGCAGUUCAAUUUCAUGCCAACAAGUAUGUUUCCUGUAAUUGGUUACUACAGUUCUUUUUGUGAGGAGGUGACAUAGGCUGCCAAUAAAUGAGAACAUUGAAGAUGAAUUCUAAGUUGGUGAGAG